UACAUGAACUGGACUUACAAUUCCAGAAAAAUUAAAGGCUCAAGAAUGGGGCUGAGUACACACUGUGUGCUAAGGAAAGAGUAGUUAGAUUGAAUUGAACCCCUGCAGAACGUGGACUCAGAUACACUGAAUUUGGCCUUGGGUGAAUACCUGCCUUGGGUUGGCCAACUAGCAGUCAACAGCAAUGAGCCAAAAGAGACAAACCAAUUCUAAGAAGAGGAGUCUUCAGAGAUGUGGUUAGGAAGACAUGAGAGCCAGUAAUCCAAGCAAGGUCAACAAGAAUUGGAAACUUAGUUGUGAGGUUCUAUUAACUAUAUUCCUUCUCACAGAUUCAUUGGCUAAUCAUUGGCCAAUCACUGGCAAAAACAGGGCAAUUUCCAUGUGGAAGAAUAAUAGGCAGGUUUCAAAAUGGCAAAUCAAAGACUUCAGAAAAUAGCUCAGCUAAACGUGAGAAAGGAAUGCUUGUCAACAGCAAAGAGAUUUUUGAUGCAGUCGGGCGAUCAAAAUUUGUUCUAGAGAACCUUCGGCAUUACACAGUCCAUCCAAAUUUGGCCCAGUACUAUAAGCCUUUGAAGACCACUGCCCUGCAGAAAUUCCUGGCUCAAAACAGGAAAACCACCAGCUUCAUGUUAAAAGUAACACAGUAUGACCAGGAUAAGACAUUACUGAUUAUGACCAACAACCCACCUCCCUGCUCAAUCACCCAGCAAGACAAGGAGAGUGCACCAAAAUAUUUUUCCAAGGAGUUACUGCUCAAGGUCAUGGAAAGUCAUCAUCAGCACAAACCCACUGAGAACUUCUGGCUGUCCCGCAUGACUCAGAAAAAAAAGUUAAGAUCUAAGCUGAAACCAAUCUUCCCUUUGAUACUGUCGGACGAUCCCACAUCCAAGCGAGAACAAUGGUUUAGGUUUUCCACUGACAAUGAUUUCAAGAGUGAAGGGAAGUAUUCAAAAGUCUACGCUUUGAGGACACAGAAGAAAAUGUACCCUCAGUUCACCUUUGCUCCAGUCCAUGAGAGAGAUAUGAGGAAAGAUGCUUCCAAGAAGUCAGCGAGUGAAAGGCCCAUUUCCAAAGUGAUUCGGGAACCACUGACACUCGCAUCGCUCUUGGAAGACACGCCCACCAGAACAGCGCCCGGGGAGAGCGCCUUCCGCAACGGGAGGACCCCGCAGUGGAUUAUCAAAAAGGCCACGGCCAUCGGUUGAACACAGACCCCUGAGUCCUUCCGCCUCGCUCUCCUGAGACUGAGGGGUCCGCAGAAGUCGCCAACCAAAUAAAACCACAUUCCUGUUGC
Symphalangus syndactylus (siamang) is the source of this 1294-nucleotide messenger RNA. It is a transcript of the gene TSGA13, whose product is annotated as testis specific 13. The record is from RefSeq and is a predicted model, not a curated record. Lineage: Eukaryota; Metazoa; Chordata; Mammalia; Primates; Hylobatidae.